UUGCUUUUUCAUGCACCACUUCUUUCUUUUCAUCUCGUUGUUCUAGGCGAUCUUAGCGGUGAAGAGCAAGAAUCGACUUCACUAUUUUCUUCGAAGCCCUACGCAAUUUUCAAGGGUCACACAGCUGACAUAUUGGAUCUGUCAUGGUCAAAAAAUUACUUUAUUCUGUCUUCCGGAAUGGACAGAACUGUAAAGCUGUGGCACCUGUCACGUGCCGAGUGCCUUUGUUGUUUUCAACAUGUUGACUUUGUUACCUGUGUAGCGUUUCUGCCAAAGGACGAUCGCUACUUUCUCUCUGGCUCACUUGAUGGAAAAUUACGGAUGUGGCAUAUUCCAGAUAAGAAGGUGAAAUUCAUUACGGCUUUGACUUUUGUCAAGAAUGGAAAGUUUGCUGUUGUUGGAACCUAUAACGGUCGAUGCUUCUUCUAUUCCACUGAUCAACUCAAAUACCACACUGUAGUGGAUGUACGGUCUACUCGAGGGAGAAAUGCAAAAGGUCACAAGAUUACGGGAUUAGCUGUCCAUGGAGAUAAAUUGCUAGUCACAUCAAAUGAUUCACGAAUUCGGAUGUAUGACGUCCGAGAUAAAGCUCUUACUUGCAAAUUCCGUGGUGCACAAAAUGAAAGAUCACAAAUUCGUGCAGCGUUUUCUCCCGAUGGAAGGCAUAUCGUUUGUGGUUCAGAAGACAAGUUAGUUUUUUUUUUCAUCGCAGUUGCC
Molecule: messenger RNA, 717 nt
Organism: Cylicostephanus goldi
Lineage: Eukaryota; Metazoa; Nematoda; Chromadorea; Rhabditida; Strongylidae
Source: the annotation of a GenBank genome assembly